Molecule: messenger RNA, 1298 nt
Organism: Drosophila obscura
Lineage: Eukaryota; Metazoa; Arthropoda; Insecta; Diptera; Drosophilidae
Exons: 2
Coding region: 299-928 (209 amino acids)
Source: RefSeq, a predicted model, not a curated record
UCAGUUCCAUUAUAUUGUGAUACGACUUCACGUCUCGGAACUACCAAGCCAACAAACAAAACAAAACAAAAAAUCAGUGCCGCACAGACAGAGAUUUUCGUAUGGGAAAGUAGUCGCUGACUCUCCUGUCAAUCACAUUCGUAGCCAGUGCGCUCCCCUGCUCACUUCCAUUAUAUUUUCCAUACGUGACGAGCUGAGCUGAGCCCCUUGUCGAAAAAUAGCCUGAAAAAUAGAAAAUUUAACAAUUGACAACAUUUUUUAGAACAUUUCGCUUGGCAUUUUCGGACCUCAAACGACGAUGUCCAACAUGCAGGAUGUACCGCUGGCCGAGCCGGAGGUGAUGGCCGGUUCGGUGGCCUCAUCGACAGCCACAACAAAGUCCAGUUCGCUGAAGCGCUUCUUCAAGCUGAGCAAGAAGCCGCACAACCUGCAGGACGAACUGCAAGAUGCGAACGAAUCGGUCGUACGCCAGAAGGAUCCAAGCAAGAACAAUACGGUGGGUCGUUUCUUCACGCGCUUCAAGCAUGCACACAAGGAUGUAUCCGAUGAACCAUCUUCUUCGGCUAGCACUGAGGCCACUGAUGCUGGCGAGGAGCAGCAGCAGCAGGAGCAGGCCCAGGGCCAGGGUAGCAACAAGCCUUCACCCAAUAUGAAGCCCACCAUUAAGGAGUCCAUUUCGGGCUACUGGAAGAUGCUCUUCAAUCGCACCAAAGCCCAGAAGCAUGACGGCUCUGGCAUGUCCGACGGCAUGUCCGACGGCAUGGAGGAGGUGCACGAGCUGCAGCAGGUGAAACAGGAUCAGCAUCAAUCGGACGAAAUGUCCGAGGGCUCUGACCGCGAGGAGCACACUGAGCCCACUCAAAACUUAAACCAGCAGCAGCCGGAGCCCGUUGUGGCCUUGACACUGCACGGGCUGCAGGACGACUAAGACACAAACACCAAGAAACAGCAACAACACACUAUCCUCUUGGGAAACACCUUCAACUAAACAUCGUUACUUUAGUUGUGCCCGCACCCCGGCCCAACCAGCCGGAGCGUCGAAAGCGUCGUUCAGGCGCCGAAAGACAAAACACUGACAAAUAUUUAUACACUCACCUCUUGGCAAUUAAUUACUCCAUCCAUCCUCUACACUCGGGGACUUCAAUAUUUCCACCAAUAUACGCACUCAAAGCGUCACACUUUUCACACUUUUUGGACACAUUUUGUACCAAAAAGGCCUUCCGCUGCUCGACGAGCAAAAUGUUUAAUUGCAAGCAGACAAACCCCCAAAAUAAAUGCUGCUGCAUGUGCAUGUAAAA